AUGACUGCAAUCCACCGUGAUGGCGAUGCCAAAGAGGGCACACCUUUCGUUGCUUUUAAUACUCCAGUUCCUGUUGCCACCGCCAAGUACCAAUUCCCUUACCCGAAGCUGCAGCCAGAAGAGCACAUAGUGACUGCGACUCCUACUACCUCUACUAAACCUGCUGCUAUUGCUCUGACUGCACCCGGCGCAACUCCUGCUCAAGGUGACUACCAGUGCUGCCCUGGACCCAAGUUUCACCCAAGCUGCUAUUCCAGCGGACCAUACGUUGGCGUUUUCCCUACUCCCGCUUACUGCCCCAAGGCUGCAGGAUAUCCUGGCCACUGUCUUUGCCGCCCUGUAGAUGUGUCUAACCCUGUUGUACCUAAGCCUUAUCACCCCGAUGUGUUUGAAGUGAACAAGCCGAUGGCUGUUUCUGCCGCAUCUAGCUCCGGAAAGCUGAUGUACCAGGUCCCAUACCUUGUUGAGGAAGACCGCAAGUUCUGGUUCCAUGCACCAAAUGGUGAUUGUAUGCACCUCACUGUCAAGCAGAUAGCUGAGAAGCAAUGUGCCGGCCAUUGGGUGAACACUUGUGCUGGCCAGCCUUACUACGUGUGCUUGCCUAAGGACAGGAUCAGGUAUGACGCUAAGGAUUUCAAUGCGGUCUUUCAGAUGAGUGGGCUCAGUCAUAUCGAGUUUCACAAGCGCUACCAGCCAUUCUGA
Aspergillus oryzae RIB40 is the source of this 702-nucleotide messenger RNA. RefSeq lists its product as uncharacterized. NCBI's taxonomy places the organism in Eukaryota, Fungi, Ascomycota, Eurotiomycetes, Eurotiales, Aspergillaceae. The record is from RefSeq and is a predicted model, not a curated record. The coding region runs from base 1 to 702 and encodes 233 amino acids. The transcript has 3 exons.